This is a messenger RNA of Cicer arietinum (chickpea), 2693 nucleotides long. RefSeq names its product nodulation receptor kinase-like. The record is from RefSeq and is a predicted model, not a curated record. Lineage: Eukaryota; Viridiplantae; Streptophyta; Magnoliopsida; Fabales; Fabaceae. Gene Ontology annotation, molecular function: protein binding; protein kinase activity; ATP binding. Gene Ontology annotation, biological process: protein phosphorylation.
GCAUAAGGUCAUUGGAUGAAGGUCAUUCUCGCCUCCCUAGGCUUAUUCUUGUCAGAGUUUUUAACCAAUCUUGUGCACGUCCAAGUUCGAGAGCCUGCUCAUUCAAAUUACACAGAUCCAUUGACAACCCUAAAUUAUACAUCAGAUUACACCUGGUGGUUCUCUGAUAAAAGAAGUUGCAGACAAAUACCUGAAAUUUUGUUAAGCCAUAGAAGCAACGAAAACCUUCGACUGUUUGAAAUAGAUGAGGGGAAGAGAUGUUACAAUUUGCCAACAAUUAAGGAUCAAGUGUAUUUGAUAAGGGGCACGUUUCCAUUUGAUAGUUUAAAUUCUUCCUUUUAUGUUUCAAUUGGGGUAACACAACUAGGUGAAGUACGAUCGUCUAGGCUCGAGGACUUGGAAAUUGAGGGAGUUUUCAGAGCCACCAAAGACUACAUAGACUUCUGCUUAUUGAAGGAAGAGGUCAAUCCCUUCAUUUCUCAGCUUGAAUUAAGGCCAUUACCUGAAGAAUACCUACAUGGUUUCUCUACCGGUGUUCUAAAACUGAUAAGCAGAAAUAAUCUUUGUGGCACAAAAGAUGACAUCAGGUUCCCAGUUGACCAAAAUGAUAGAAUCUGGAAAGCAACUUCAAGUCCAUCAUCUGCUCUUCCACUGUCAUUCAAUGUCAGCAAUGUUGAGCUCAAAGGCAAUGUGACACCUCCUUUACAAGUCUUACAAACAGCUCUUAAUCACUCUGAGCGAUUGGAGUUUGUCCACGAUGGGCUUGAGACAGAGGAUUAUGAAUACUCGGUGUUUCUCUACUUCCUUGAAUUAGAUAGCACUCUCAAAGAAGGCCAAAGGGUGUUUGACAUCUAUCUAAAUAAUGAGAUUAAAAAGGAGAGGUUUGAUGUAUUGGAUGGAGGGUCCAAAUACAGUUACACAGUCUUGAACAUUUCAGCGAAAGGAUCGCUCAAUAUAACCUUGGUCAAGGCAUCUGGAUCUAACUUUGGACCCCUUUUGAAUGCCUAUGAGAUCCUACAGGCACGAUCGUGGAUUGAAGAGACCAACCAAACAGAUGUGGAAGUUAUUCAGAAGAUAAGAGAAAAACUGCUGCUACAAAACCAAGACAAUGGAGCAUUUGAGAGUUGGACUGGAGAUCCUUGUAUGCUUUUCCCCUGGAAAGGUAUAGCAUGUGAUGGUUCAAAUGGUUCAUCUCUUAUCACUAAGUUGGAUCUUUCCUCCAAUAAUCUCAGAGGAACAAUUCCGUCCAGUGUCACUGAGUUGACCAAUUUACAAAUAUUGAACCUGAGCCACAACCAUUUUGAUGGUUAUAUUCCCUUGUUUCCACCAUCUUCCUCGUUGACAUCAGUAGACCUGAGCUACAAUGAUCUUUCAGGACAGCUUCCGGAGUCCAUUAUCUCACUGCCGCAUUUAAAAUCAUUAUAUUUUGGCUGCAAUCAACCCAUGAGCGAUGAAGAUACAGCAAAGUUGAACAGUUCACUAAUCAAUACAGAUUAUGGAAGAUGCAAAGCAAAAAAACCCAAAUUUGGACAAGUUUUGGUGAUUGGAGCUAUUAUUACAAGUGGAUCACUUUUGCUUACUUUCGCUGUUGGAAUUCUUUUUUUUUGCCGUUAUAGACACAAGUCAAUUCCUUUGGAAGGAUUUGGUGGAAAGACCUACCCAAUGGCAACAAAUGUAAUUUUCUCUUUGCCAAGCAAAGACGAUUUCUUCAUAAAGUCGGUCUCAGUUAAACCAUUCACUUUGGAGUUUCUAGAGCUGGCAACAGUGAGGUACAAAACUUUGAUAGGUGAAGGAGGUUUUGGCUCUGUUUACCGGGGCACUCUAGACGAUGGUCAGGAAGUGGCAGUAAAAGUCCGUUCAGCAACAUCAACUCAGGGAACCCGAGAAUUUGAUAAUGAGCUAAACCUACUUUCAGCAAUACAACAUGAGAACCUGGUGCCUCUUCUUGGUUACUGUAAUGAAAAUGAUCAACAAAUUCUUGUGUAUCCUUUCAUGUCCAAUGGCUCUUUGCUAGAUAGACUAUAUGGGGAACCAGCAAAGAGAAAAAUAUUAGACUGGCCAACUAGACUCUCUAUUGCUCUAGGUGCAGCUCGAGGUUUGGCAUAUCUUCACACAUUUCAUGGACGUUCUGUAAUACACAGGGACGUAAAAUCGAGCAAUAUACUUCUGGAUCAUAGCAUGUGUGCUAAGGUUGCAGAUUUUGGUUUCUCAAAAUAUGCUCCUCAGGAAGGAGACAGUUAUGUUUCCCUUGAAGUAAGAGGAACCGCAGGGUAUCUGGAUCCUGAGUACUACAAAACUCAGCAACUAUCUGAAAAGAGUGAUGUUUUCAGCUUUGGCGUGGUUCUACUUGAAAUUGUAAGCGGCCGAGAACCUCUAAACAUAAAGAGACCACGGAUUGAAUGGAGCUUGGUUGAAUGGGCCAAACCAUACAUAAGAGCAUCAAAGGUGGAAGAAAUUGUAGAUCCUGGGAUCAAGGGAGGAUAUCAUGCAGAGGCAUUAUGGAGAGUGGUGGAAGUAGCACUGCAAUGUCUUGAACCCUUCUCAGCAUAUAGGCCGUGUAUGGUUGAUAUAGUUCGCGAGUUGGAGGAUGCUCUCAUCAUCGAAAACAAUGCAUCUGAAUACAUGAAGUCAAUCGACAGCCUUGGAGGAUCCAACCGCUAAUUUUUUAAACCACCAUUAAAUUCAUAUAAUUA